Molecule: messenger RNA, 2379 nt
Organism: Talaromyces amestolkiae
Lineage: Eukaryota; Fungi; Ascomycota; Eurotiomycetes; Eurotiales; Trichocomaceae
Exons: 3
Coding region: 1-2379 (792 amino acids)
Cellular component (GO): cell septum; cell periphery
Molecular function (GO): chitin synthase activity
Source: RefSeq, a predicted model, not a curated record
AUGGCUGACUCGGUGGAUUCUGCACCCCCACGGCCAGAUCAGUGGUCUGUUGCUGAUGUGGUCUACAUAACACUGGUGACGCCCCUAAUCCUGGCAGCCUUUGCUGAAUGGUUCCUCUGGCUCGGAGCCUUCCUCUUCGGCCUCGUCAAUGUCUAUCGAAAAGCCGAGCACUGGACUACUCGUGCUAUUGCGGUUUUCAUCAUGAUCCUAUUCUCAAUGCUUCGUUCCAUCUUUCUUCCGGUGAUGAUCGUCACUCUUCCCCUACCUAAUAACAUUACUCGUCACUUCUCCUGGGCCCUGGUCAACGUCCUACAAUGGUUCGCUUUUUAUAUGUUCUCGGUGCUACUUCUCGUUCCGUGGGCACUCUGCCUGUACAGACUCAUCACCAGCGAGAUCGGUCGGUCCAAGAGAAUCAAAGAUGUCCUACACGAUACAGCUGCCCCAAAGGUGGUAGUGGUCAUGCCGGUCUACAAUGAAGAACCAGGAAUUUUGAUCAAAGCAAUACGAUCAGUGGUCGGGAGCGAUUAUCCUUCGUCGUGUCUCCAUGUCUUUCUAUCAUUUGAUGGAGAACCAUCUGAUCAACUAUGGGACUCGAUCGCCAUGCAACUAGGCAUUCCUCUCGGCGUCAGUAAGAGGGCUCAGAGCAUUGAUGCCAUCUACCACUCAGUCCGAGUAACAGUUAGCAGGUUUCCACACGGUGGCAAGCGGCACUGUCAGAAGAGAACCUUCAAGCUCAUUGAUCGAAUUUAUGCUGACUAUCUCGCUCGGCACGAUGACUUAUUCAUCCUUUUCAUUGACUCGGACUGUAUUCUGGACAAAGUAUGCAUUCAGAAUUUCAUGUAUGACAUGGAAUUGAAGCCGGGAAGCGGGCAUGAUAUGAUAGCAAUGACCGGAAUCAUCACGUCUACAACGAAAACCAUGUCUUUGAUUACGAUCCUUCAGGACAUGGAGUACAUUCAUGGUCAGCUAUUCGAACGCUCCGUUGAGUCCACCUGUGGUUCGGUCACCUGUCUUCCUGGUGCCUUGACUAUGUUACGAUUCUCGGCAUUUCGCAAAAUGGCAAAAUACUAUUUCGAAGACCAGAUCGAUAAGGUCGACGACUUUUUCGACUACAUCAAAUGUUACUUGGGCGAAGAUCGCUGGUUGACCCAUUUGUUCAUGGUGAGCACCGUGAAGCGAAACCAGAUACAGCUCUGCACGGGUGCAUUCUGCAAGACGCAAGCUGUACAGACAAUGAGCAGCUUAAUCAAGCAGCGGCGUCGCUGGUUUCUCGGGUUCAUUUCGAACGAAGUCUGUAUGCUUACCGACGUGAGGAUUUGGAGGCGUUAUCCUUUGCUAUGUAUCAUACGCUUCAUGCAGGAUACUAUUCGGACUACAGCCUUGUUAUUCUUUAUCAUGAUACUCUCGGUCUCGACUACUUCCACGAGCCUUGCUAGCCUGCCGCUCGGUUUCAUUGCGAUUUCCUUGGGUUUGAACUAUGCACUGAUGCUCUAUUUCGGGUAUAUUCUACACCGAUUCAAGGCGUGGCUGUAUCCCCUGAUGUUCUUGCUGAAUCCGUUCUUUAACUGGCUAUAUCUUGUCUACGGAUGCUGUACAGCUGGUAAGCGUACUUGGGGUGGGCCGCGAACAAAUGCACCCAAGGCAGAUGUACACACCACACCUCGCGAAGCUACGGAACAAGCAGAAGCCCAAGGUGAUGAUCUCAAUGUAGAUGUCUCCACGUUCCGCGAGUAUGGCAAUGCCACCAUCGGUGUCCCACUACAUCCGACGGAGAGCGUAACAAACCGUUUGGCGAACGAACCAAAUUAUGAUGGCUCGUGCGAUUUUAAUCUUGAGUCCGAGCUUUCUUUGAUGGAACAUGAUCGGGAAGAAUCUGCGAUUCCAGAGAUUCCUCUACAUCCAAGAGCCUCGUUUGAUUCUACCACAACCGAUAGUUACCCAAUUAGUCUGCCGCUGCCCGUGGAGAGUUUGGUUGAAGAAGAGCGGAAACUCCAAGAUCUUCGUGACUUCGACAAGCAGACAUUGGACAGUGAUAGUGGGGUACAGCUCCAAACGCCUGUGAGGAAACCGAACUACCGCAGAGACAGCUUGAGUUUUCCAGGCAGACAGCGCGAUUUUGGUCCCCGAUCCUCGACAACCCUGUCAGCAAUGUCUCGAAUCGAUAGUUCCGGAGAGAUUCACAUGGACCCUAUGAGGCAAUUAGCACCAUUGCACCUGACCCCCAGCCCAUUGGGUCAAAGCUGUAUGCAAAAUACGGUCCCCGAAGAUGACGACCACGAGCCAACUGUGCGAGCGCCGCUAUUCGGUGGGAUCGGCAGAAGGUCAAUCAAGAAAGGCCGGCUUCUCUUCACUCUGGGAAGAAAGUCGGGAAGUCAGUGA